AUGGUGAGACUGGCCCCAGUGGACCUCCUGGACCUGCUGGACCUGCUGGAGAGAGGGGAGAGCAGGGACAGACUGGAGCCCCUGGCUUCCAGGGUCUUCCCGGACCGACUGGAGCUCCUGGAGAGGGCGGAAAGCCUGGAGACCAGGGUCUUCCUGGUGAGGGUGGAGCUCCUGGUGCUGUUGGAGCCAGAGGUGAGCGUGGUUUCCCUGGAGAGAGGGGCGGAGCCGGACCUCAGGGUCUGCAGGGACCUCGUGGACUUCCUGGAACUGCUGGAACUGAUGGACCCAAGGGAGCUAUUGGACCGGCUGGAUCUCAAGGAGCACAAGGCCCCCCUGGUCUGCAGGGUAUGCCUGGAGAGAGAGGUGCAGGUGGCAUCCCAGGACCUAAAGGAGACAGAGGAGACAAUGGUGCAAAGGGACCUGAGGGAGCUCCUGGAAAGGACGGUUCUAGAGGUUUGA
Knipowitschia caucasica is the source of this 459-nucleotide messenger RNA. NCBI's taxonomy places the organism in Eukaryota, Metazoa, Chordata, Actinopteri, Gobiiformes, Gobiidae. The record is from the annotation of a GenBank genome assembly.